Messenger RNA from Triplophysa rosa, 2525 nucleotides. RefSeq lists its product as uncharacterized. The coding region runs from base 519 to 2096 and encodes 525 amino acids. NCBI's taxonomy places the organism in Eukaryota, Metazoa, Chordata, Actinopteri, Cypriniformes, Nemacheilidae. The record is from RefSeq and is a predicted model, not a curated record. The transcript has 11 exons.
GUUGCGGGAGUGUUGUUACAGUUGGAAAAGAUUGUUACACCAAAAUUUUCGAAACCCCGUGACUGUGCUGUGGGCGUCGUUCUCCGCCCCCCUGGUGGGCAUCCAGUCGUCAAAUACAGAGGAUGUGUCCGUUUAAUGUGGCGAAAGAAUGAGUUGAAAACUGAAGUCUUGUUCACAACCAUCAAUUCCACAGUAAACCCAAAAAUCCGGACUACGACCAUGAAUUGCAUGUAUGUGGCUAAGAAGCACUUUCAGAGUUAAAGCAACAAAGACGCAACAGAUCAUACAUCUCCACGCAGCCAUGAUGCACCGUUUACGCGCUGUCGCCGUCUGAUGACCAUGAACCUGAAGGAGGAUGGGAAAGUGAGUUUAUGUCCGUCACAUCUCGAUGACGUCAGUAACGUACGUUGAAGCGGUUUCGCGCUCUUAACGGAGGCACUAUCUUUGAUGCGAACUGAGCAGGCAACAGGUACUGCGCGUUAAGGCUUGUGCGAGCGGGAGAACUCUGUUGAGUCGGCAUGGACAAUUUUGACUACACCAUACUGUCGGUGUUAGAGGCUGCCAGUAUUGAUGAGGAGGCUUUAAAAAGCCUUAGCCGUGAUGACCUGAAGGAUCUUUUUUCUGGCCCUGAAGAUUUUCUCAGGAGAAAGAAGCUUUGGGAUUUCAUCAGUCAAAAGUGUGAAAACACUACUGACCAAGAUGCCAACACUUGUAGUGGAAGUGGGAUUAUACCCUCAACUAGUGCCGUGCCACCAUGCCAGCCUCAAGCCUCCACCCCCAUAUCCCAAACUACUGACAAAACAAUGAAAAUGCCAGACCCACCAGAGUAUGUGGUGUACACAGAUUCAGAGUUAGAGAUGGUGCGCAGCCAGUACUUUGCAUUGCUCCGCAAUGGAAAGGGAAGGGAUUGCAAGAUGUCGAAGGAGCUAUGUUGCAGACUUAUAAGAAACACAAUCACCAGCAUGGUUGCGAUCCUGCGUGCUAGUCCCAUGGGGAAAGAAGUAAAAUACCCCUCCAAACUCGAAAUGAGAGUAAUGUCACAGAAGAUUGUUGACUAUUACCCUAUGUUACGAGAUGCUGGCACAGAUAUGCCUUAUCUGACCAUCUACACCAAAAUGUACAAGCGACUCCAAAAUAUGAGGUCUCCAAGGAAGAGGCAGGGCUCCAUGCCACAACGAUGGGUGGCAAAGAGGACUCUCUUUUGCUCAAACAACACAUACAAUGAUACAGAUUGUGACAGAAGUGGCGACACAAGCAGUUCAAGUGAUUACACCGUAAUUCUUGAGAGCAAUGAUGAACUUGGCGAGGACAGUUUCAGUGCAGGAGAAGCGUUUUCACUACAGCCACCCACCCAUGUGCCAAGGAAGCCACACAAUAUCACCCUGGCCUCACCGCCAUCUGACUCAGCCUCAGACCCCUUGCCCAAGACUUUGACCACUCCACUAACUGCACCUGCAGAGGACGUUGUUGCCGGCCAGGACAGUAUGAAGAUGCAGGCCAGGCACUACAAAACAUUGAGCAGUAUGUACAAGAAGCCCAAUGCAAAACCCAAACAAGGCUAUGUUGCCCAACUUUUGGACCUUGAGUUUAAGGCCAGGUGUGCUUUCAUUGAUGCAGAUGUUACAAAGGAAGAAGACCGACCCAAGAAAAUCUUUGAGGCAUAUCCAUGCUUCAAAGACAUUCGAAAUGGAAUGGAUGAGCUGCGUCGCAUACUUGGUGGCAACCACAAAUACUUAGAGGAAAUGAAGGGAAGAUGGGCAGACUUUUGUGCUAAAGUGCAGUUUUAUGGUGUGUGGAAGAAGUUACUGAAACCCUCUUUCCCCUUGGAUCUGCGUGGAGUGGAUUUCUCACCCUCCUCAAUGCACUCCCAUCACUUUUUCCCUCACCAACUCCACCACCAAAGCGUCUCGGAAAUGCCAGUGAGGCACUGCUUCAUAUCCUUAAGCUGGGUGAGGACCCUGGGUUAUACCUGGAGAAGCGGCUUCUCUACUCUCCGGUGCUGCUUUUUGAUGGAGCAACUUGCAUUGUCGCCGUGGGAAACAUCCCUGUGUGCACCCUCCCCCAGGAGGAAUUCUGGGAAGGAAUCUUGGUAUUGAUGGCAUACUACUACACUCUGCACUUAACAUACCCAAAAUGUGUUGCCACGGUCCUCUCUGUCAUUCAAACAGAGGUAAUUGGUGAUGCCAUCCAUGAUCGAGAUGCUACUAGCGCAUAUAAGAAAGCAAUGGCUGAAUGGAAAUCAUUUGUUGCAAAAUAGGUGAACCUCAAGUAGCAUUUUGUCAGGACUGUUUGUUUUUGUUUGCGAUGUCUAUCAGUAACUUUUGUUCUUGACUGCCUAGUUCCUGACUUGCCUAGCUAUUCCACUUCUCCGAGUUUCUUUUUACUUUCGAGAGGUCUCAAAUUUUAGAUGGCACUCUAACUGAGACAUAUUUGAAUACUUUAUUACACUAUAGUGUACAAAUUUAUUUUAAGUUUUUAUGGAUUGUCUUGCAUGUGACAAAAGCACUUGCAGUGUACGUGUUUUG